ACAAGGAAAUAAGCACAGAAUAAGUCAUUAUAUGCAACCAGCGUCCAAGUCCUGGUAGUCAAGGGAGGAGAGUGAUUCAAGAAUGAGGGAAUAAUCAAUGCAGCAAUGAAAAUUGAAGGCCAAGUUUCAUAAGAGCUGAAAAUCCCCACUGGAUUUGGCACUUGGAUCCCUGGGUUUUCCUCUGCGCAGGUCUUCGCGCGGGACCUCAAAGUGCGUGCCCGCUUCCCUUCCCUGCAGCACUAAAGACAAACCUGGCGGGUCCCCUGGAGCGGUCCCAGGCGCGCGCGCUCGGGAGCCCACGGGCCACACCCGCCUCCUAGCAACCGGACCUCAGGUUCAGCCUAGAGAGAGAGGAGGCCACCAUGGACCAGCCAGCCAUCGCCACCGCUUCCACCUCAAUAAGGGAAGACCUGGUGGGUGGAGAAUCAUUCAUCACAGCCUCGAAACCAGCCCGAAAGACUUCCUCUUUUGAAAGAGAAGGAUGGUGGAGAAUAGCAUUAACAGAUACUCCUAUACCUGGCACUUACCACUUGAAAACUUUUAUUGAAGAAUCCCUAUUAAAUCCAGUGAUAGCAACCUACAAUUUUAAAAACGAAGGAAGGAAAAAGCCACCUCUUGUGCAAAGAAACAAUCCAGUCCUAAAUGAUCUUCCGCAGUAUAUGCCUCCUGACUUCCUGGACCUGUUAAAGAAGCAAGUGGCUACUUACUCAUUCAAAGACAAACCACGGCCAAGCCCCAGCACACUAGUUGACAAAGAUCAGUCACUUCAGCUUUCUCCGGGGCAAUACAACGUGCUUCCUGCACCAGUUCCCAAAUAUGCUUCCAGGAGCUGUGUAUUUCGCUCAACAGUUCAAAGAUUCCCAACAACCUAUUUUAUUCCCGUAAGUAUAAUGUAGACAGUUAACUCAUGAUGAAUUUGAUGUUUAAAAUACGCUGUGCUUUCUGGAGUGGAGCAAGGUGGCCACAUAGAACCCUCCAGUGAUCGUUCCCCCUAGCAGGAACACCAUUAUCCACACAAUUAUCCACAAUUAUCCACACAAGAAAACACCUCUGUAAGAACCAAAAAGCAAGUGUGGGAUCGCAAUACCAGGUUUUAACAUUGUAUCAAGGAAAGAGGCACUGAAGAGGGUAGGGUAGAAAAGACAGUCUUGAAUUACUGACACUACCCUCCCCCAUCCCCUGGCAGCAGCCACGUGGCAUGAAGAGAGAAUCUGCCCUUGGGGAAGAGGGAAUGCCGUGACGGGGGGUCUUUGCACAGGAACACCGUGCUGCCUGUCACAGGGAAAGCAACACAGGACAGAAUUCAGCUAGUGCCCGUGGAGGGAGCAUUUAGACCAGCCCUAGCCAGCCAGGAAUUGCCCAUCCCAGCCGUUCGAUACUGAGUUCCAGCUCUCCCUACCACUGUGGGCUGAAGUGCUCUGAGGUCCUAAAUAAGCUUGAAAGGCAGUCUAGGCCACAAGGACUGCAAUUCCUGGGCAAGUUCGGGUGUUCUGCUGGGCUCAGAGGCAGUGGACUUAGGGUACACAAGACCUAGUGAGACACCAGCUGGGGCAGCCAAGGGAGUGCUUGUAGCAGCCAUCCCCCAGCCCCAGGCAGCACAGCUUGCAGCUUCAAGAGAGAGGCCUUCCUUUUGCUUGAGAGGAGGAGAGGGGAGAGUAAAGAGGACUUGUCUUGAAUCUGGAUACCAGCUCAGCCACAGCAGAAUAGGGCACCUCAGGCAGAGUCCUGAGGCCCCCAUACCAGGCCCUAGCUCCCAGACAACAUUUCUAGACACAUCUCUGGCUGGAAGAGAAUCCACUGCCUUAAAGAGAAGGACCCAGUUCUGGCAAGAUUCAUCACCUACUGACUAAAGAGCCCCUUGGGCUUCGAAUAAACACCAGCAGUGGCCAGACAACACUCACUGCAGGCCUUAGCCAGUGCUGUGCUGCUUCAGGUGUGAUCCAGCACUUUCCCAGCUACAGUGGUCACAGAGAGAGACUCCUGCUUGAGGAAAGGAGAGGGAGGAGUAAAGGGGAUUUUGUCUUGCAGCUUGGGUACCAGUUCGGCCACAGUGAAGUGGAGCACCAAGCAGGCUCCUGGGGUUCCCAAUUCCAGGCAUUGGCUCCUGGAUGUCAUUUCUGGACUCCCACUGGGCCAGAGGGGAGCCCACUGCCCUGAAGGGAGAGACCCAGGCCUGGCAGCAUUCCCCACAAGCUGACUGAAGAGCCUUGAGUGAACAUUAGUGGUAUCCAGGCAGUACUUGCUACAGGCCUGAGUGGCAUAGAGAGAUUCUUUCUGCUUGAGGAGAGGGGAGGGACGAGUGGAAAAACUUUGUCUUCUGGCUUGGGUGCCAGCUUAGCUGCAGUAGAAUAGAGUACCCAAUAAAUUCCUAAGUUUCCUGACUCCAGGCCCUGGCUCCCAGAUGGCAUUUCUGAUCUGCACUGGGCCCAGGGGGCAGCAUGCUGCCUUGAAGGGAAGAGCCUUUGGGCCUUGAGUGAACAUGGGCAGUAGCUAGGCAGUAGUUACUGCAGCCCUUGGGUGAGACCCAGUACCAUGCUGGCUCUGACCCAGUGCAGUCCCAGGGAUAUUGGCCAUAGAGGUGCUUGUGUCACCCCUCCCUCAGCUUUAGGCAUCUCAGCACAAAGAGAGACUUCGUUUGUUUGGGGGAAGGGAAGGGAAGAGAACCAGAGUCUCUGCCUGGUAAUCCGGGGAACUCUCUCAGAUCUUAUCCAAGACUACCAAGGCAUUACCUCUACAAGUCUACCAGAAUCACAGCAAUUACUAGGCUUGGGGUGCCCUCUAAUGCAGACACAGCUAUGGUGACCAAGGACAGAUUACAGCACUUAAUUCCCUUUGAAUACUUGGAGAGCCUUCCCAAGAAGGACAGGUACAAACAAGACCAGCUGCAAAGACUCCAAUAAACACCUAACUCUACAAUGCCCAGACAUCGGCAAACAUAGACAGGUAUCAAGACCAUCUAGUAAAACACAACCUCACCAGUCGAAUUAAAUAAAGCACGAGUGAUCAAUCCCAGAGUGACACAGAUAUGUGACCCUUCAGACAGACACCUCAAAAUAGCUGUUUUGACAAAGUGCAACAAAAUUUAAGAUGACACAGAGAAUGAAUUCAGAAUUCUAUCAGAUAAAUUUAGCAAACAAAUCAAAAUAAUUUUAAAAAAUCAAGCAGAUACUCUGGAGCUGAAAAAUUCAAUCGACAUGCUGAAGAAUACAUCAGAGUCUCCCAAUAGCAGAACUGAUCAAACAGAAGAAAGAAUUUGUGAGCUUGGAUGGGGUGCAGUGGCUCAUGCCUAUAAUCCCAGCACUUUGGGAGGCUGAGGCAGGCAGACGGCUUGAGGCCAAGACUUCAAGACCAGUCUGGCCAACAUGGCAAAAGCUUGUCUCUACUGAAAAUACAAAAAGUAUCUGAGUGUGGUGGUGCACGCCUGUAAUUCCAGCUACUUGAGAGGCUGAGGCAUGAGAAUCGCUUGAACCUGGGAGGUGGAGCUUGCAGUGAGCCAAGACUGUGCUGCUGCACUCCAGCCUGGGCAACAGAGUAAGACUCUGUCUCAAAAAAAAAAAAAAAAAAAAAGAAUUAGUGAGCUUGAAGACAAGCUAUUUGAAAAUACAGUCAAAGGAGACAAAAGAAAAAAGAAUGAAGCAUGCUUACAAAAUCUAUAAAAUAGCCUCAAAACGGCAAGUCUAAGAGUUAUUGGCCUUAAAGAGAUAGAGAGAGAGAUUGAAGUAGAAAGUUUAUUCAAAGGGAUAAUAACAGGGACCGUUCCAAACCUAGAGAAAAAUAGAAAUAUUGAAGUACAAGAAGGUUAUAGAACACUAAGCAUAUUUAACCCAAAUAAGACCACCUCAAGACAUUUAAUAAUCAAACUCCCAAAAAUCAAGCACAAAGAAAGGACCCUAAAGCACAAGAGGAAAGAAGUAAAUAACAUACAAUGGAGCACCAAUACAUCUGGCAGCAGACUUCUCAGUGGAAGCCUUAUAGACCAGGAGUGAGUGGCAUGACAUAUUUAAAGUGCCGAAAGAAAAAAACUUAUCCUGGAAUAGUAUAUUCAGUAAAAAAUCCUUCAAAUGUGAAGGAUAAAUACUUUCCCAGACAACCAAAGCUAAGGCAUUUCAACACCAGACCUGUCCUACAAGAAAUGCUAAAAGGAGUUCUUCAAAUUCUGAAAGGAAAGGACAUUAAUGAGC
Molecule: messenger RNA, 4181 nt
Organism: Pan troglodytes (chimpanzee)
Lineage: Eukaryota; Metazoa; Chordata; Mammalia; Primates; Hominidae
Gene: STPG4
Product: sperm-tail PG-rich repeat containing 4
Exons: 6
Coding region: 363-896 (177 amino acids)
Biological process (GO): epigenetic programing of male pronucleus
Cellular component (GO): female pronucleus; male pronucleus; germinal vesicle
Molecular function (GO): chromatin binding; histone binding
Source: RefSeq, a predicted model, not a curated record